AUAUUAAAGAAUCGAUGUUUGUAGUUCGGCCUCACAUUCCACAAUUUCUUUAUCUAUACUAAAAUAUUCUCACAUUAAACCAAUCGAUUCCCAUUUAUAUCUCUUGUGAUCACCAUCUUCAACCUGCAGCUAAAAUGGUGUUCAAGAAUCAGCAUUACUUGUUUUUCUACAUUCUUUGUUCGUUCUUGAAGUUAAAUAAAGCUAUCCCAUCGUUUUUCGUGGCCCAAAUUUCACCUUCCUCCAAUGUAUCGGGUGGUCACUGGCAGCUCUUGCAGUCAAGCGUAGGCGUCUCCGCCAUGCACAUGCAGCUCUUACCGAACAACAAAGUUCUCAUCUUUGACCGUAUGGAUGCCGGCCCUUCCAACAUUUCGUUACCCGCCGGAAGCUUCUGUCCUAAAAACGACUGUUCCGCCCACUCUGUCCUUUACGAUGUUGUUUCCAACAAUUUCCGUCCCCUCCGUGUAUUAACCGACACCUGGUGCUCGUCCGGUUCCCUCGACCGCAACGGUACACUUAUCCAAACUGGCGGAUUCAAUGACGGCGAAAAAGUUAUUCGCUUGUACAAACCAUGCGACGUCGACAGCACCGCCUGCGACUGGAACGAACUCAACGAUACUCGCCUUAUCGACCGUCGAUGGUACGCUACGAAUCAAGUUUUACCCGACGGACGCGUCAUUAUUGUUGGCGGUAGAAGGGCUUUUACCUACGAGUUUUACCCUAAACACGACUUCUUGAACAACAACAAGAGUUUUUACUUCCGUUUCUUGGUGGAAACCAGGGACCCUGAAGAGAACAACCUUUACCCUUUCCUUCAUUUGUUACCAGAUGGGAAUCUAUUCAUUUUCGCCAACAAAAAAUCAAUUCUGUUUGAUUAUAGAGAAGGCAUUGUUCUAAAACAGUUCCCUCUUAUUCCCGGAGAUGAUAAGCGAAACUAUCCCAGCAGCGGCUCUUCAGUUUUGCUUCCAUUGAGGCUGUCUUCAGCGGGGCAUCCGGUUGUUGAGGUGCUGGUGUGCGGCGGAGCACCGGCAGGGGCAUUCUUGAAAUCGGAUAAGAGGAAAGUUUUUGUAGAGGCGUCGAGGACAUGUGGCAGGCUGAGAGUGAACGACCCAAAUCCGCAAUGGCUUAUAGAAUCCAUGCCCAUGCCACGUGUCAUGUCUGACAUGGUAAUGUUGCCCACUGGUGAUGUGAUCAUUAUCAACGGCGCUUCUAAUGGAACCGCUGGUUGGGAGGAUGCUGUGAACCCGGUUCUCAACCCGAUUCUUUACUCGGUUAACGGAGAACCAUCUCGAAGAUUUACGGUUUUUCUUCCGUCAACAAUUCCGAGAAUGUAUCACUCGUCGGCAAUUCUUCUGCCAGAUGGCAGGAUAUUAGUGGGUGGGAGCAAUCCGCAUAUUACGUACGUCUUCACAGGACCAUACCCCACCGAGUUGAGUUUGGAGGCUUAUAAUCCCUACUACAUGGACACUAAAUUCAACUCGUUGAAGCCCUCCAUUGUAUCUGUUGAGUCGGGGAAUACGGUGUCGUAUGGCCGUCGAUUAGGAGUGUCCUUUUCUGUGUCGCUUUAUAAGCGCGGCUCGGCGUUCGUGGCGCUGGUAUCGCCGUCGUUCACGACGCACUCGCUCGGGAUGAACCAACGCAUGGUGGUUUUGAACACGGCGAGCGAGGAUAGAUUGGCGAUCGGUAAUUACAAGCUGGUAUUGGAUGGGCCCACCAAUGCUAACGUGGCACCUCCUGGUUAUUAUAUGCUGUUCGUGGUCCACUCGGGCAUCCCUAGUCAUGCAGUUUGGGUGAAGGUGAUGUGAUUUUGAUUUAUUUAUCGAAUCUGAUCGAUCAUCGUGUACACAAUUUGCUCAAAUAUUUUUUGUCUGUUGGUUCCUUAUUUUAGCAAAAUUUAAAGAAAAUAAUACAUUAAUAGCAUAGUUUAGGUUGAUAGGCUUCAAGCAGUAAGUUUAGAAGCUGAAAUUUGAUGGGUUUUCGCUUUCAUUCUUGAAGAUUUAUAUUAUACAACAAUUAUACUUU
This is a messenger RNA of Hibiscus syriacus, 2019 nucleotides long. RefSeq names its product aldehyde oxidase GLOX-like. The record is from RefSeq and is a predicted model, not a curated record. The transcript has a single exon. The coding region runs from base 135 to 1802 and encodes 555 amino acids. NCBI's taxonomy places the organism in Eukaryota, Viridiplantae, Streptophyta, Magnoliopsida, Malvales, Malvaceae.